AUGAAUCAGUGGCAACGCUGGACAAACGAAGUCAUUCCUUCCUUGAUCGCUCCAUACCUUACAUACUUGCGCAAAUCGACUUCUCUUCGCGAUCGAAUUGAACUGCAGCCAGAUGGAGUUGCUACCUUUCAGGUUCUCGAUAUCACUUGCAUACUCUUCAAUUAUAUCGAGAUAUUACGAAUUGAGUGCUGCACUUGCGCGCCUGCUCCCCUUCAGCUCCUGUCUUGCGGUUACUUUGCCUGCUCUCCCAUCGCUCCUUCCCUCGCUGUCGACCUUCAGUUGCUGGAACUUGUCAAAACCUUGUUCGUACAUACCACUCCCAACACAACUGCUUGGUGCGAAACACUCGAAGUCUUUCUGGCUGGCCGCGGGUAUCACCUUACCACCAAGGAUAGUCUUUGUCGUCGGUUUGGUAACGCCUAUCAUUGGUACUCUGUACUCUUCAUGAGUGCUGAUGAUCACCUGUCCAAUGUCAUUGGAACUCAUCGCCCACUUCCACCACCAUCAACUGAGGGACUAACAUGUCCAAGUGACUAUCUAAGGUCUCGUUGUCCGAUUUGUUUUGGCUUGGAUGAUUGGCGAAAAAGUAGAACUCUUAAUCUCAAACCUGACGUCCAUACUUGUAUUGACGCAUGCUUCACUCAAAAACGUUCAUCGGACCAAUGCGGUGGAGGGCCGGAUCCCCCAAACCCAGUCAGAUUGGUUUUCCUUUCGGACGAUGAGGUGACAUCGAUGGAGAGAAAGCGACCUGCAGCCACAGAAGAGGAGGGGGAUGACUACGAGGAUGGCAUGCGAGUCCCGACGUCUGUGCUAGAUGGCUGUGGUGAUUCUUUUCUUGCCGCUGAUGAGAAACGUGAAAAGGCUAGUACCCAAUUUUUUGCAGAUACAGGCGUGAUGGCCAUGUUAUGUCGGCACGAUCGUGUAUUAUGGCUUGCCAACAUGACGUCGGCGGGAGAAAAGCAACACUAUGCUCUCGCCCUCAUCAAGAAACUUUUCGAUAAUCUCCCUACCGAUAUGACCGUUGGCCUGUUGUAUGACAUUGGUUGUCAGCUUCAUCGAAGUUGUCUCAAGUACCGACUCCUCGAUGAUGCGGUUCUUCGCCGUAUAACUUUCGCGAUAUCAGUCUUUCACGCCUACGGCCACCAAUGGGCAUGUCAAAUUAUAUACCAUCCUCGCAAAUGUGAAGGCUUUGGCCUUUCAGAUGGAGAAGGUUGCGAGCGUUUAUGGAGUGCACUGAAACAUCUCAUUGCUCUGCUAUGCGUUUCUGGGUUUCAUCAGCGACUGUUUGUCCUCAACACUCAAGUCCAGCACCUCGAUGAGAAGAACCUUAGUUUAUAUGGCAACUGGUUGAUCCGGAGGUGGAAUAACUGCAUCAAGAAGAAGAGUACUGCAACGCAGGCUCUACGUGAGCUUUCAGAAUGGCAAUCGCAAGUUGAAUAUCAGACGAAACCCCUGCCUCAUAAGUGCUACCGAAGAUCGAAGACAAAUAAUGACGAGGAAAUCUCAAAAAUUCUCUCCCUUGAGAAAUCUCUUAUUGAGAUUGAUGGAGCGUUGCAACGCAUGGAAACACAACUUUGUAUGGGAAAUGUUGACAAUCUCACUGACUACAACCUUCACACUUUGAGCCGCUGGAAGACAAGACUUGGCAUCAGUCAGCGCACCCGUCUAGAACAAUUACGUCGCAACAUAUAUCUACAAGUCCGUUUAGACGCUCAAGCUCUUAAAACGCGUAUCCGCGAACGACUUCAACAGCGCAAGUUCGAAAUUGAGAAGCUUGAACGCUCUUACAGGCAAGCUGUAAACGAGCGCAAGCUUAUUUCCCAUGUCGAUGCUGCAAUCCAGCGGCGCAAUCCUACAAUACGAAAGCUCGUAUCCACAUAUAAUAACCUAUGUGCUGAUCUUAGUGCUCUUAUCAGACAACACCGCAGUCCUCCGAAUGCUAUACCACCCAACCCCAUCUCUCCUACCGGUAUUUUUGAUCUUGAUAUUGAUGCUGAUAUUUGGGAGGACAUUGGACUUGACGAUGUUGUGCUGGAACCCCCUGAUUGGCUAGCUGAUGAGGUCACACGUGCUGCGAUCAGACUGCUGCUUGAGAUUGACCGAUGCAACGAAGAAGAGUCUCAUGUGAAGGUAGAGCACUGUGCUCUGCAAGAGUGGGCCAUGCGUGAGUGGGAUGGUCUACAGAGGGCGCGUGCACAUGCAAAUGAUGAUGAAGCGAUCCUCUAUCACAUGAAUUGCCGUGCUCGACAAUUCAUUGUCCUUGUACUGGGGUGGCAGACGAAGGUUCGUCCCAUUCCAUGUGCAUGGCCUAUGCCUGACUGCUGGGGGCUGUCUCAAACCGAACUUGCUAAUGGGACACCUGUGGUGUACCCUGAUGACCCUGAUGACGAAGAUCAUGUAUCGGAUGAUGGAGAUGACUGGGAAUCUGAUAUUGGCUGUGGUGAUGAGGAGCUUAUGGAUGUUUUAGAAGAUAUUGCAUUAGCGGAUCAGUAUAGAGGGCAAGAGGAACAUGACAUCGAGGGUGACUAUGUAAUUCAUGAAUCAUUGAUAGAUAGCCCAACAAAAUGUGUUAGAUUUAAUUUGUAG
Messenger RNA from Suillus subalutaceus, 2586 nucleotides. RefSeq lists its product as uncharacterized. The record is from RefSeq and is a predicted model, not a curated record. Lineage: Eukaryota; Fungi; Basidiomycota; Agaricomycetes; Boletales; Suillaceae. The transcript is spliced from 12 exons. Bases 1 to 2586 code for a protein of 861 amino acids.